AUGGCUGCUCAAGCGCCCAUCACCACCAUCGUGCCCUUUGGCAACCGGGCUCUGCUACCCGCUUGUGCGGCUGCUUGUGGUCAUCUCUACGAUGCCAAUGGCGCCUGUGUCCCUCCCGCUAUUCCCACAAACAGUCCCGCUGUCUACACGUCAUGCUUUUGCUUCGACUCUCGCCUUGCGCCCUUUUCCACCACGACUGCCGGCGUUUGCGACCAGGCCUGUACUGCUGAACCCAACGGCCUUGCUUCCAUCACCAACUGGUAUCAUAGCGUCUGCAACGUCAAGAACGUAGCUGCGCCCUCAUCUACCAGCACCAUAUCCUCCAGCUCUAGCGGCAGUCCCUCAGGCUCCGGCAUCCCCCAGCGGACAGACGCCCCCAGCGGCGAUUGGAUCUCCACUCAUUACCAAUGGGUCAUUAUGCUCGUCAUCCUCGUCGUCGGCAUCGCUGGCAUCUGGAUCGGCGCCUGCAUCUGGCGCCGCCGCUACAUCCGCCGCCGCGAUCUUCGUCGACAAGCCGUCGGCGGCAACACCGACUCCUGGGGCUCCGGCGUCCCGCCCUCGGAGGGGGCUCCAGGCAUCCCCAUGACCUACCAGGACAAGGCCAACGCGACCCCCGAACUGCCCAACUUUACGUCAACCUCGGAGAAGCGCAACACGACGACCAAGCUGUGGCCCUUUUCCCGGUCAUGA
This is a messenger RNA of Trichoderma breve, 690 nucleotides long. RefSeq lists its product as uncharacterized. NCBI's taxonomy places the organism in Eukaryota, Fungi, Ascomycota, Sordariomycetes, Hypocreales, Hypocreaceae. The coding region runs from base 1 to 690 and encodes 229 amino acids. The transcript is spliced from 3 exons. The record is from RefSeq and is a predicted model, not a curated record.